AAGAGCACUGAUAAUCGCAUUGACUUAAUCUAUAUACAAAAACAUUUCAGAUGCUUGGGAGCCCCCAUCUGCAAUGAAAACAUGGAAUGAGGUUGACAUACUUUCUGAAAAAACUAGCCCACAAAAAGCUAUAACCUCUGUUAGCGUUACAGAUCAAAACAUAGAACUGUUAAGCUCAUCGCAAAUUAUCAAUGAUGAUGCUUAAGAUAUUACUUUCCUGGAAUUGGAGAAGUGGUCAAGGUGUUCGGCUUUCAAUUUUCAUUGCAGCUGCUUUGCUACUUUUAGUUGUAGGAGUCCUCUGCAGCAGAUUUGAUCAGUACAGGAUAACGAAUAUUCCAGAUUACGCUAGCAUAAUUGAUGCUGCUAAUGAUACAUCAACAGAGAGAACAAAGAUGAUCCAUCCAUCAAAAGGACCUGGUGAUCCUCCAAUCCUAGCUUAUUGGAUUUUUGGUUUCAAAGGGGAAAGUAAAAGAAUGUUGAGGCUGUUAAAAGCAGUGUAUCACCCAAGAAACCAGUACCUUUUGCACCUUCUUGAUGGGGAAGACGGGGAUGAAGACAGGAUGGAAUUAGCUGUUUCUGUUGAAUCUGAACAUGUAUUUCGUGCAUUUGGGAAUGUGAACGUCGUCGGUAAAAGUUAUGCAGUGAAUCACAUGGCGGAAUCAGGCGCCUCUGCUCUCGCUGCCAUGCUUCAUGCUGCAGCUUUGCUCCUUCGAAUUAGUCCACUAUGGGACUGGUUUUUCACCUUAAGCUCUUCAGACUACCCGCUUUUUACUCAAGAUGAUAUCUUAUUUGCUCUCACUUCCUUGCCAAGGGAUCUCAAUUUCAUAGGCUUCACCAAUAAGUCUAUUAACCAAAAGGGGCAAGACAACUUCAAUCGGAUUGUUGUCGAUCCCAGCCUAUACUUAAAACAGGCUGAUCCCCUUUACUAUGCUGUAGAGACUAGAGAAAUACCAACAGCUUUUGAUACAUUUGAAGGUUCCCCAUGGAUGGCAUUGAGCAGAGCUUUUAUGGAGCACUGCAUCAAAGGUUGGGACAAUUUUCCUCGAAAAUUACUUAUGUACUACGCCAAUGUAGUAUCCCCUCUCGAGUCCUACUUCCACACCGUACUAUGCAAUUCCCCAGAAUUUAGGAAUACAAUAGUAAACCAGGAUCUAAGGUACUCCGUGCCUGUAAAUAUUUCAAACUACGACUAUCUUGUGAACAAAUGGGCAAUAUCUGCUCGGCCAUUUAAAGAAGGUGAUCCUACUUUAGACGAGCUCGACAGAUCUAUCCUACAUCGCGCGCCGCAAGGGCUGGUCCGUGGGAAAUGGUGCAAUUAUGGAGGACCCAAUUCUACUUGUUCCAACUCCACUAAUUGGGAUGACAUUGAUUCAUUGAGCCCGGGAUUUUAUGGCCAAAAGCUUAAAAAUAUUAUGUCCAAUUUUACUGCUGGAAACCGAACCAAUCAUUGUCGCGGCAGUUCAUAUUAAUACACUCCAUAUUCUUCUAUUUACAAAAAAUGAUGUGUGCUCUACUUCUCUAGUUCGAGGAGAAACCUUAGAUGAUUUUACCAAGUGCUCUUGUAACUUUUGUAAAAUCGCAACGUUGUAAAUACCAAACAUUUCUUGUUGCUUGUUAUAGUUAUCAAUCGAUCACGCAUGAUGAAGUUGUUUCUUUUCUUCCGGAUUAUUCAAGAUU
Lycium barbarum (goji berry) is the source of this 1677-nucleotide messenger RNA. RefSeq names its product beta-glucuronosyltransferase GlcAT14A-like. Gene Ontology annotation, molecular function: glucuronosyltransferase activity. NCBI's taxonomy places the organism in Eukaryota, Viridiplantae, Streptophyta, Magnoliopsida, Solanales, Solanaceae. Bases 192 to 1469 code for a protein of 425 amino acids. The record is from RefSeq and is a predicted model, not a curated record. Gene Ontology annotation, cellular component: membrane. The transcript is spliced from 5 exons.